UCUCCAGCUCCACCUUUCUUCCAUGAUGCAUACCGCAGUAGUUGCAGCUCUUGUUCUCUGCCUCUUUGCAACUGAAGCCACAUGCUCCAGUGCGCAGACACCAACACACAACAUCUCCUCCUGCCUCCUGUCCAAUGGCGUCAAGAACUUCUCCCUCCCUACAGAUCCAAGCUACAUGCCACUCCUCGACUCCUCCAUCAGAAACCUUUGUUUCGAGCUCCCGGGCGUCGGCAAGCCGGCCGCCGUCGUGCUCCCGGCCUCCAAGCGGGACCUCCAGCGAGCCAUCCUGUGUGCACGUUCCAGCUCGCUGGCCAUCCGCGUGCGCAGCGGCGGCCACAGCUACGGGGGGCUGUCGUACACCACAGAGAACCACGUCCCCUUUGUGGUGAUCGACCUCACGAACCUGAACCGGGUCCAGGUCGACUCGGGCUCGGGCACGGCCUGGGCCGAGUCCGGUGCGACCCUGGGCGAGCUGUACUACGUGGUAGGCCGGUCGAACCGGACCCUGGCGUUCUCGGCCGGGUCGUGCUCGACGGUUGGCAUGGGCGGCCACACCUCCGGCGGUGGGUUCGGGCUGCUGUCGAGGAAGUUCGGGCUCGCCGCCGACAACGUCUUGGAUGCGAUCUUGAUCGAUCCAAGUGGUAAUGCCCUUACCCGUGAGUCCAUGGAUGAUGACGUGUUCUGGGCCAUUCGAGGCGGCGGUGGAGGGAGCUGGGGUGUGGUGUAUGCUUGGAAGCUCCGGCUUGUUCCGGUUCCCAGCAACAUCACUGUGUUCAGCUUGGGUCGGACCGGUCCGGUCGAACGCAUUGCCGAGUUGAUGCACAAGUGGCAGUACGUCGGGCCCAAUCUACCCGAUGAGUUCUACCUCUCAACAUACAUUGCGUCAGGGUCGUCAAAUGGUAACCUCUCCAUGUCAUUCACUGGCCAAGUUCUAGGGCCAAAGCAUCUCGCCAUGUCAGUGCUAAGCCGAAGCUUUCCUGAGCUGGGCCUCGCCGAGUCAGAGCUAUCGGAGUCGAGUUGGCUUGAGUCGGCGGUGAAGUUCGCGGACCUCGACUCAGUCUUGAACCUCACAAAUCGACAGCCCGGUGUGGGGCAAUAUUCGAAGAGGAAGUCCGACUACGUGCAGGCACCAAUCUCGAUGCAAGACGCGAUCAAGAUCAUCCAAUACCUAUCGACCGCGUCACAGGGGUCCAUCCUGUUGGACCCCUACGGCGGGGCCAUGGCACGGGUAGGGAGCACCGAGACGCCGUUCCCACACCGUGCCGGGAACCUCUACAGCAUCCAGUAUGCCGUGUCCUGGAAGGCCUCGGAUAUCGAUCGUGCAGACGAGUACAUCGGAUGGCUCAGAUCUUUCUACGCAUUCAUGGCGCCCUAUGUGUCGAAAGAUCCACGGGCCGCGUAUGUCAACUACUUGGACCUCGAUUUGGGAACGAAUGACUGGACGAAUGCUACCGGUGGAACGUCCAAUAACUCUGUGAGUCACGCGGCAUCUUGGGGCCAACGUUAUUUCUUGAGGAACUUUGACCGGUUGGUUCAGGCCAAGUCUAAGGUCGACCCUGAAAAUGUGUUCAACAAUGCACAGAGCAUUCCUCCUUUGCAUUACGAGAGACAACACUAAAUUAUUAAUGGCAUGUAAUGUAACUAUCAACAAUACAGUAAUAAAUAAUGUGGUUUGGAGGAGUAA
This is a messenger RNA of Phragmites australis (common reed), 1684 nucleotides long. RefSeq names its product berberine bridge enzyme-like D-2. Gene Ontology annotation, molecular function: FAD binding; oxidoreductase activity. Lineage: Eukaryota; Viridiplantae; Streptophyta; Magnoliopsida; Poales; Poaceae. The record is from RefSeq and is a predicted model, not a curated record. Bases 23 to 1618 code for a protein of 531 amino acids. The transcript has a single exon.